AUGGAGUCUUAUACCAGAAUAUUGGAGAACUCGGCCCAAUUCCAGGACUGGCAGCUACCACUAUCGCCGAGUGUUGAGAUGGAUAGCUCCACAACGACUAGCAUAUUGCCUCCGAAUGACGUUCUGGAAGAUGUCAUCGGUGCAUAUUUUCAAUAUUGUCACAAGCAGCCUUUAUGGCUCUUCAACCGACAAGACUUUUCUUCCAUGCAGGAUUGUAGUGAGGAGACAAUGCUGGCCUUGCUGGCCCUUGCUUCGUGUCAUUCAAAACAUCCUUUCUUUCAAGGCCGUGUGCACGAACUAGGCCAGAGCUACGCACAGGCUGCAAGAGAGGGAAUCAUGCACCAGGUAGGCGAGGGCAAGGUUUCGAUAACCACCGUUCAGAAUCUGUGCAUCCUGACACUGGCCAAUAUACAAGCCAACAAAACGACCCUGGCACAUCUGCAUAUAGGCAUGGCAAACACGCUUGCUAAAUGUGCCAAUCUUGAUGUUGAGGCCUGCGCCAUUGAAGACUUUGGCACGCGUGCAGAGACGCGAAGAAGAGUGUUUUGGAGCCUGCACUUGCUGCAGCAGAUGUACGGACAUCAGUCCUUCACUACGGACAUAUUACAAGAUAUUACCAGGCCGCAAUACAUCGCGACGUAUACAGACCCGCGGAAGAGCGUCAACGAAAGGCCCCCAGCCAUUCCACAUGAAGACAUUUCAGGUCAGGACGAAACAACGAGCGCCGACAAGAAGAGCGGGAUAUGGGCCUAUAUGCUCCAGACGUCUACGCUGUGGGGAGAGGUCCGGACAUAUGUAAAGCAAUGGGCCCAACAGACCAACAACGCACCGCCUCCUUGGUCCAUUGAGUCCGGAUACGCAGUCAUCAACGCCUAUCUCAUGGACUCGGAGACGAAAUUCCCAGAUCGGCACCGAUUUGAUAGCGCGCGAUUUACUGAGCAAGAAAACCGACACCUUCAGAGCAAUCGAGGAUAUUGGAGUCCGUGGAUAUAUCAGCAAUUCGCAUAUCACACGAUCCAUAACAUGCUAAACCAUCCCUUUCUGUACUCUUCGCGACCGCAACAGUCGGCUCAGUUAGGAGUUCCCAACACGUUCUGGAAGACAUCAUCUGAACUUGCUUUUAUCCACAGCAUUUGGGUUGCACGUCUCAUAGAGAUGGUCAUACAUAAAGAUUAUCGCGUCUCGGAUCCAUUUAUUGGUCAUUGUGCGUCGAUAGCGGCGACUAUUCACAUCUACUUUUGUCGGGCGGCCGACAAAACUACCAGGGAGGCAGCUCUAGACAGACUGGCGAAAUGUGUCGCAUUUUUGGCUGAGCUGGCUUUGCUCUGGCCUUCAUGUAGAUGGUUGCAUGAAAGACUCCAGUCGUUGAUCCGGGCAGCAUUCGAGGUGGACCAUGAGCAGGGAAAAGACCAAGAGGUCCCUCCACCGAGGACCAUUUCUAUCAACACGCGUUUAAUGUGGGAUAUUCUUCUUUACAACUCUGGUGCUUACAGAGGCACAACCAGUUCUCCACAGACACGAAGUCUUUUCGACGGCAGUUCUCUGUUUCCAGAGGACAACACGGAUGAUGGAGAAGACAUCGUUGAGAUAGAUAAUUUCCACAGCCCAACUGUGGAAGUGAGUUUGGGGAAUGGCCAAGCCUUGCCGCCACAACCCGGAAGGAGAAGAACGAGAUCUGGCCAAGGAACGCAGGAGUCCCAGGCAAAUCCUGUAGCUCAAUCUUGUUCUAUUCCAGAAACAUUCGGAUCUUCCACUGAACAAACCCCUCUUGCUUCUUGGCCUAUGUCUUUGGAUAUGGCCUAUGAUCCGUUCUUUCAAUUUCAAGAUUCAGGUGGCCCCUUUUUCGGAAUAUGGGAAGUAGGAAAUCUCUAG
Messenger RNA from Fusarium proliferatum ET1, 1872 nucleotides. RefSeq lists its product as uncharacterized. The record is from RefSeq and is a predicted model, not a curated record. Gene Ontology annotation, molecular function: DNA binding; zinc ion binding. Lineage: Eukaryota; Fungi; Ascomycota; Sordariomycetes; Hypocreales; Nectriaceae. Gene Ontology annotation, biological process: DNA-templated transcription. The transcript has 4 exons. Gene Ontology annotation, cellular component: nucleus. The coding region runs from base 1 to 1872 and encodes 623 amino acids.